Molecule: messenger RNA, 840 nt
Organism: Perca flavescens (yellow perch)
Lineage: Eukaryota; Metazoa; Chordata; Actinopteri; Perciformes; Percidae
Exons: 2
Coding region: 398-838 (146 amino acids)
Source: RefSeq, a predicted model, not a curated record
GGGGACGCUUUUCUAGCAAAAACCAGACCACAGCUCUUUCUCUAAUCGCAUUUUUUUUUUAAAGCCCCCUUUGAUGUAUACGGAGGAAUUCCCCGUGUUGCGUGUAGUAUUUAGCCGGGGAAGCGCUGUAUUGAAUGCAGACUGAGCUGAUUGCGGCAAUCAAAGCGUCCUGAGUGAUCGGAACUCAGCAGCAGCAUCUCAUUGUAUGAAAUGCGUCACCGUGAUCCUGUUCUCCCAUUUACACACAUCGGCUCUCCACUCACGGACUGUGCCCCGCACUGACGAUUUCAUCAGGUAACCACAUGCGCGGGCCGGUGUCACCGCGCUGAGCCCCGGAGAGCACGAAGGGUACAGGGGGUGUCAGAGAGACAAGAGUGGUUCGGGAAAGGUGGACCGGAUGACAGCCAGAAGCUCCGAGGCCUCGGGGCUGUCGGUGCCGCUGCACCGCUGUCACGGGGGUUUCCAGGCCGAUAACGGCACCUGCGCGGAGCACCUCAGCUUUUUUCCGCCGUUCUCCUCCACCCUCGCGCUCCUCGUGCUGGUGGCCGUGCUCGUCGGGAUCAUCCUCGUUUCCCUGGCAACGUUCCACUUCCACAAGAGGAAGCUUCGGAACAGGAAGAUCCUGCGCGCGCAGGAGGAAUACGAGCGCGACAGUCGCAGCCCCGCGCGCGGUGGCGGCGCAGGGGCGAGCGGGGAGCCCGCGAGGCCGUGCGUCAUCGUCCGUCCGGUGAGAUGCGAUGUGGAGAGGCUCUCGUGCCAGAGCGCGGAGAGCGCGGACGCCAGCGAAGCGGCGGAGGGCGAACCGGCGCGGCACGACCCAGUUGCUCUCGACUGUUAACU